Molecule: messenger RNA, 1677 nt
Organism: Lachnellula hyalina
Lineage: Eukaryota; Fungi; Ascomycota; Leotiomycetes; Helotiales; Lachnaceae
Product: Efflux pump
Exons: 2
Coding region: 1-1677 (558 amino acids)
Biological process (GO): transmembrane transport
Molecular function (GO): transmembrane transporter activity
Source: RefSeq, a predicted model, not a curated record
AUGGCGGCCCCAGAAAUCCACCUCUUUCCAGCCAAAAGGGACUGUGAUGACUUAACCCAGGCCAAGGGCAACAACACCUCUAACCUUUCCAUUGAUUCAGAAGGAAUAGUCGUCAAUGGAGAAUCGCCGAUUGUGUAUCAUUACAUGACUUUCGAAACCCCGCUUCCCACACCGUCAUGCUUGGUAUCUACAAUACCCUCCGCCCCGCCAGCACCACCCCAACCAGACCUCAAGAAAUACACCUCUCCCUUCCAUUGGCCCGAGAGCCGCAAGAGCUUCAUAGUAUGGCUCAGUUGUAUAGCCACGCUCUUCACAGCUUAUUCCGCAGGCGCCUACUCCCCCGCCGCACAACGCAUGUCGGCCGAAUGGCACGUUAGCGAAGUCGCCAUAUUAGUAGGCACCACUACAUUCUGCUUUGGCUUUGCCAUAGCUCCAAUGCUCCUGGCACCCUUCUCGGAAAUCAACGGACGGUAUCCCGUGUUUGCGGGCGCCGGGAUACUGUUUUUUGUCUGCCAGAUUUGCUGUGCCGUUACACGUUCCUAUCCUGGGAUGCUGGUUGCCAGGUUUUUUGUUGGAUGUGGAAGCUCUGUCUUCUCGACUAUGGUUGGGGGUGUUGUUAGUGAUCUCUAUCAUGCGGAGAAUCGAAAUACGCCUAUGGCUCUGUUUUCUGGCGGAGUCUUGUUUGGGACUGGCUUGGGGCCAUUGGUUAGCGGGUUCAUUGUCCACAACACUUCUUGGAGAUGCUUAGUUGUCGGCUCCGUAAUCAUACUCUUUCGCGAGACGCGAGGCUCAAUCCUGCUCUCCCGCAAAGCACGAUGUCUCAACACCUGGUACGAGCAACGCGAAGCCCUGGGCUACAUCGGCUUCGAUAUGCCCACCGCGUCAGAGAAAACGCAGAGCCAACGCAUAAGAUGGAAAGUGAAAACUGACGAGGAGCGCGAAUCCAUCACGAAAAUGAUCACCAUCUCCGUCUACCGUCCUUUCCACUUACUAGUCACCGAACCAGUGGUCUUCUUCUUCUCGCUGUGGGUAGCGUUCUCGUGGGCGGUGCUGUAUUUGACAUUCGGUGCUGUACCCUUGGUGUUCGCACGCUCGCACGGCUUCACUUUGCAAGAAUCCAACGCCGUGUUUGGAGCUAUGUGCACAGCAGCAGUCAUCUCGACAAUCCUAUCCAUAUACCAAGACCGCAUCCUCGGUCACUACCUCGCCGCUUCCGGCAAAAACAUCCAGAAUCCAGGACGCAUACGAAGGAGUAUCGAUCUCUCUUGUCCAGAAGGAAGACUGUAUUUCGCUUGUAUCGAGUCUGUGCUCCUCCCCAUUGGCCUCUUCUGGUUCGGAUGGACGCAGUUCCAUUCCAUUCCUUGGAUUGUCCCCGCGCUGGCUGUCGGCUGUGCGACUAUGGGCAUUUAUUCCAUCUACCUAGCCACCUUCAACUACCUCGCCGAUACCUACCAUCGAUACGCAAGUUCUGCUCUCGCCGCCCAAUCCUUCUGCCGCAACAUCCUCGGGGGUAUUUUCCCCCUCGUCACCGUAGCCAUGUUCAACAACCUCACAUUCCAAGGCGCAGCCAGUCUACUCGGCGGACUAGGAGCGCUGUUGACCAUCGUCCCAUGGGUAUUGGUAUUCUACGGCCCAAAGAUUCGCGCGCGGUCGAGGUUUGCCGCAGAGAUUUUGUAG